Messenger RNA from Folsomia candida, 1143 nucleotides. RefSeq names its product esterase SG1-like. Lineage: Eukaryota; Metazoa; Arthropoda; Collembola; Entomobryomorpha; Isotomidae. The record is from RefSeq and is a predicted model, not a curated record. The transcript is spliced from 5 exons. Bases 1 to 966 code for a protein of 321 amino acids.
AUGGACCUCCGUUUUUUAAUAACCUUGUCCAUCUUGGGCACAAUCGUUUCUACGACAGAGUGCCUGAGAAAAGAGCAAGAAUGGCGACGUGACAAAAUAUGCGGCCCAACUUCGCCACACCUAAGAGGAAAUCCUUUAUUGGUGGAAACACAAAGCGGUAAAAUUCAAGGAGUCCAAUCAGUAUCUCGUGGUGGGAAAGAAUUUAUAAAAUUUCUCGGAAUUCCGUUCGCACAGCCGCCCGUGGGCAAGCUAAGAUUUGAGUCUCCGAAACCCUUCGGAAAAUGGGACGGUGUCCUUAACGCUACAGAAUAUCGGCGACCUUGCGCUUACUUUGAUUUUUUUAAUAAGAUGCAAAACGGAGUGGAAGAUUGUCUGUAUUUGAACGUCUUGACGCCUCUGAACCGAAGCGACGAUCAACUCCUCCCCGUCCUGGUUUACAUUCACGGUUUAUCAUUUUUUUUCGCGGGUUCCCUAGUGUACGAAGGAGAUUACAAAAUGGAUCACAAAAUCGUAAUUGUCACCAUGGAUUACAGACUGGGACCUUUAGGAUUUCUAAACACGAACGAUGGCUUGAUCCGAGGAAACAUGGGGUUGAAAGAUCAGAACCUGGCGCUUCACUGGGUACAGAAAAACAUUCGACAAUUCGGCGGUGAUCCUGACCUGGUGACGCUUAGUGGCACGAGCGUGGGUGCCAUCAGUGUGAAUCAUCACCUCUUUUCCCCAAGGUCUAAAGGAUUAUUUUCCAAAGCCAUCAUGAUGAGUGGUAGCAAUCUGACACCAAACGGAAUUAUGCGCUCACCUAAACAAACUGCAGAUAACUUCAUUGCCAAAGUGAAUUGCACUGUCGGAUCGCGCAAAGACGAGGUGGCUUGUCUAAAUAACCUGAACACAUCCCAGAUUUUGAAUGGGUAUAGGGAUAUGAUUGUGAGACAGAAAUCCGGGUAUUACACUCUAAAAAAUAAUUAACCUUUUUUAAGAAUUAAAUUCAGUCUCAAUUCUAUUUUAAGUAAAUUAAACUAAAUCCAAUGUUAACUUUGCUAGUUAUCAGGUUAUUGAACGUUACAAGGAAUUUAGUAUAGUGUAAUCUAUAUUAUAAGCGAGAAUGUCUGUUGGCAACGGAAGUGAAAGUAAAUUUGUCUGUGA